GUGAGGAAAAAAAUAUCUAUCUGUAGAUAUAAAGGAGGAUUUGAUGACAAACUAUAUACACCACGAGAAGUUGAUAGCCGAGCUAGCAAGAGAGAAAUAAAGAAGAUUCUGCAUCAUAAAGAAAAGACCCUUCCGGCACAUAUUAACAAGCAGAGAGCAUGGAAAAUUCAGUGAAGAAAAGCAAUGAGCACUCUGGAGAAGAAGAUAAGGAGAGAGACAUCCAAGAGAAUAACAAUGGACAUAUGUGCCUUGCCAUCACCAAUUGCAAUGGGGAGACACAUGCCAAAUUAGAUGAAAUUAUUACUCACUACGAGGGGACACUAAAUCAAAAAAUAUCACAUUUUUUGGGGUACCCCACUAAUCAAAACUUUGAUUACGACGCAUUGGCACCUUUGCUACAUUUUCACAUAAACAAUGCUGGAGAUCCAUUUAUGGGUAGUAGUUAUGGUGUAAAUUCAACAGAUUUUGAAAUCUCUGUGCUUGAUUGGUUUGCUAAAUUAUGGGAGAUAAAGAAAGGUGAGUAUUGGGGAUACGUCACAACUGGUGGGACUGAAGGAAAUCUUCAUGGGAUUUUAAUUGGAAGGGAGAAAUUUCCAGAUGGGAUUUUGUAUACCUCACAAGAUUCACAUUAUUCAAUAUUCAAGAUAGCAAGAAUAUAUAGAAUGCAAUGCAUAAAAGUUGGCACAUUGAUCAAUGGUGAGAUUGAUUGUGCUGAUCUAAAGACUCUACUUCUUGCUCAUAAGGACAAGCCAGCUAUCAUCAAUUUAAAUAUAGGAUCAACCAUGAAAGGAGCUAUUGAUAACAUUGAUAUGGUAAUUGAAACACUGGAGGAAAGAGGUUUUCCUCGCGAUCGUUUCUAUAUUCAUUGUGAUGGAGCUUUGUUCGGAAUGAUGCUGCCAUUUCUUGAACAGGCUCCAAGCAUUACCUUCAAGAAGUCCAUUGGAAGUAUAACCAUUUCAGGCCAUAAGUUUUUGGGAUGUCCAAUUCCUUGUGGUGUUUUAUUAACUCGUUUAGAACAUAUCAACACUUUAUGUAAAGAUGUUGAAGUGAUUGGUUCUAGGGAUACCACAAUUAGUGGUAGUCGAAGUGGACAUGCUUCAAUCUUUAUUUGGUAUGCUUUGCAAAAAAAGGGUUUAUUAGGGCUUGAGAAUGAAGUGCAUAAGUGCAUAAUGAAUGCAUGUUACCUAAAAAGGAAACUUCGCGAUGCUGGCAUUUGCACAAUGUUGAAUGAAUAUAGCAAUACAGUUGUUUUUGAGAAGCCUUUAGAUUGUGAGUUUAUUCGAAAAUGGAAUCUAGCUUAUGAAGGAGAUAUUGCACAUGUGGUGGUGAUGCAGCACGUUACUGUUGAAAUGUUGGACUCCUUUGUUGAUGAGUUUAUCAAAACAAGAUUGAGAAAGCCUUUGUGCCUUGCAGACAAAAUUGGUGCUGAAAAUUGUACCUGUAUACUGCAUAUUUGAUUCACAUAUAGGACAAAAUGUAUUGCAUAAUACUACCUCCGGUCCUAUUUAUAAGAGAAAUUUAGGUCAACAAAAGUGAAUGUAUUUGGACUGAAUUUUUAACUAGAUACAUCAACUUUUGUUGACCCAAAAUUCUCUUAUAAAUAGGACCGGAGGGAGUACAUAUUUGUAUUAAAUAUUUUACUCAAUGCUGUUGUCAUCAAUUUGUACCAAUAUUUUGGUGAAAUUUAUAAAUAAUGUGU
This is a messenger RNA of Medicago truncatula (barrel medic), 1699 nucleotides long. RefSeq names its product serine decarboxylase. Lineage: Eukaryota; Viridiplantae; Streptophyta; Magnoliopsida; Fabales; Fabaceae. The record is from RefSeq and is a predicted model, not a curated record. Gene Ontology annotation, molecular function: pyridoxal phosphate binding; carboxy-lyase activity. The transcript has 6 exons. Gene Ontology annotation, biological process: carboxylic acid metabolic process. Bases 159 to 1457 code for a protein of 432 amino acids.